Carya illinoinensis is the source of this 913-nucleotide messenger RNA. Its product is annotated as putative gamma-glutamylcyclotransferase At3g02910. The transcript has 2 exons. The coding region runs from base 2 to 586 and encodes 194 amino acids. The record is from RefSeq and is a predicted model, not a curated record. Gene Ontology annotation, molecular function: gamma-glutamylaminecyclotransferase activity. Lineage: Eukaryota; Viridiplantae; Streptophyta; Magnoliopsida; Fagales; Juglandaceae.
AAUGUUUGUGGUGUGUUGUCUGUCUCCGUGUCUCUUAACCAUGGCUGACGUUAGCAAUCAAUCCAAAGCCCAUCUGAUCUUCGCGUACGGCACGCUCAAGCGAGGCUUCCCCAACCACACCCUCAUGCAGUCCCUGAUUCACCAGAACGACGCCGUAUUCCUCGGCCCCUUCGUCACCUGCAUCUCCUACCCUCUCGUCGUCGGGCCCCACGGCAUCCCCUUCCUCAUCAACCUCCCCGGGUUGGGCAACCGUGUCACGGGCGAACUCUACUCCGUCUCGGCCCGCGGACUCUUCCUGGUUGACGACCUCGAGGGUACCAGCCUCGGCCACUACGAGCGGCUGCCCGUUAAGGUGAUUCCCUGCGAAAGCACCAACUCUGAUGCAGGUGACGUCAUUCAGGUGGAGGCCGAGGCGUACUACUCACACCGGAGCUUCGGGGAGGGUUUGUGGGAGAGGAAGGGCAGAGAGGGGUUGAGUGCGUACACAGAGAAAGAGGCGAGUGGGUACGUCAGAAGAGAGGAUAGGCCCAAAGAUAGGAGCUUUCGCAAUGAGGUGCAUUUCUUUGUAUCUGCUGCGAAAAAUUGAUCGAUCGGAGGAGGAAAUUCAUGCAACUCUCAAGGGAUCAAACCGGCCAGCGUCUGUUUCAUUACAUUUCUUCCACCAUCUGACCGUUUCUCCACCGGCUUCAGCUGGUUCCGAAUUCUGGAGGCCGGUUGGCGUCGGCGACGGUUGGUCCGGCCAGUUCUUGUACAGCCCUACCCAUGAGUCCCAUUAUCUCAUUUGGGCUUUAUAAUAGAGUUGCUAAAACAAACUCAUUACAUUAUGCCCAUGAAAGGUCUACACAAACCCUCAUGGGCUGACUUUCCAUGCACAUGCUAUUAUACACAAAAUAGUUACACAUGCUUUCCCUUC